Molecule: messenger RNA, 735 nt
Organism: Oryzias latipes (Japanese medaka)
Lineage: Eukaryota; Metazoa; Chordata; Actinopteri; Beloniformes; Adrianichthyidae
Gene: lsm2
Product: smx5
Biological process (GO): mRNA splicing, via spliceosome
Cellular component (GO): Lsm1-7-Pat1 complex; precatalytic spliceosome; P-body
Molecular function (GO): RNA binding
Source: RefSeq, a predicted model, not a curated record
GAACGACAGUGUGUCUCCCUCUAGUGGCGCAAAGUGGUACUCACUCACCGCUGAAACACGGCGCAGGCUGAUACGUCAUCAACAGCAGCCAAACCUUCUGUAGAACACCACAGCCAAAAUGCUUUUCUACUCGUUUUUCAAGUCUUUGGUUGGGAAGGACGUGGUGGUGGAGCUGAAAAACGACCUCAGUAUCUGUGGGACGCUUCAUUCUGUUGAUCAGUACCUGAACAUCAAGUUGACCGACAUCAGUGUGACAGACCCAGAGAAGUAUCCACACAUGCUGUCUGUGAAAAACUGUUUCAUCCGCGGCUCGGUGGUCCGGUACGUUCAGCUGCCGGCAGACGAGGUGGACACUCAGCUGCUUCAGGACGCCGCUCGGAAGGAAGCCAUGCAGCAGAAGCAGUGACCGGGGCUGCGGGUUCGGGGAGGGGGGCUUUAAGUCAUGGGUUCUUUAUAGUUCAGUUUGAAGAAGACCGCUGUGAACCGCCUCCACACACUGCGCCGGUCGAUGGAGAAUUGAGUGCAUUCCUGAUGUUGGCGAUGGGCCAACUGCAGGUCUGUGGGUUUAUGGACAUUUUCUUUACUUCUGAGGCGGUUUAGGAUCUUUGUCUUUUGUUUCAUUCCUAUAGAGUUUGGCCUAAAGUGAAGCCUGCAGAUGAGACUCUGCCAUUUUCCAAUAGCUGUAACUUUUUUGUUUUUUAAUGCCAUUUGGAAAUAAAAUAAUUUAUAUUUGGC